AUGGGCCUGCAUAACAAGACUGUGGUCACGGAGUUUAUACUGGUUGGAUUAACAGAAAGCGCCAGGCUAAAAUAUAUUUUGUUUGCCGUCUUCUUCUUUAUUUACAUGUUGACUCUGUUUCAGAAUGUGGGACUUAUAGUGCUCAUCAGCGUGGACAGGAAACUUAAAACUCCUAUGUAUAGUUUCUUGCGCCACUUAUCGUUCCUUGACAUCUGCUACUCGUCAACAGUCAUGAUCAGGUUGCUGAAAGACUUAUCCUCAUAUAAUACAUCCAUAUCCAUUGCUGGAUGUGAGCUUCAGAUGCUGUCCUAUAUAGGGUUUGGAGUAACUGAGUGUUUCCUUCUGGCAGCCAUGUCGUACGACAGAUACGUGGCCAUAUGCCACCCACUGACCUACCUACAAAUAAUGAGCAGGCAGACCAUCGUGAUCCUACUGGUGUUCUCCUACUUAGGAGGCUUGAUAAACGCAAUAUUUUUAAAAUAUAUUUCAAAUAUAUUUUUCUUCCAUCAACGCCCGUAUGUUCACCACUUCUACUGUGACGUCAUAGCGUUAAUUGAGAUUUCCUGUGGUGACACCACACUGAACCAAAUGGUCCUCUUUUCCUUUGUCAGUUUUAUUGAGUUCUCAUCUCUGUUGGUGAUCCUUGUGUCCUAUUUGUACAUAAUUGUAUCUGUCUUACGUAUCCGUUCUUCCAAAGGACGCAAGAAGGCCUUCUCUACUUGUGCUUCUCAUCUGACGGUGGUGACUUUAUUUUAUGGAACUGUCAUGUUUAUGUACCUCAGACCUUCAACUGCCUACAGCCUAGAGCAAGACAAAGUGGUUUCUGUGUUUUACACUAUAAUCAUUCCUUUUCUAAAUCCUUUAAUAUACAGCCUGAGGAAUCGAGACGUGAAGACUUCUGCCAAAAAAUUGGGAAUUUCCCUACUAAAGAAAGUUAGAAGCCUUGCUGUGCUUUAA
This is a messenger RNA of Staurois parvus, 957 nucleotides long. The record is from the annotation of a GenBank genome assembly. Lineage: Eukaryota; Metazoa; Chordata; Amphibia; Anura; Ranidae.